Procambarus clarkii (red swamp crayfish) is the source of this 1122-nucleotide messenger RNA. Lineage: Eukaryota; Metazoa; Arthropoda; Malacostraca; Decapoda; Cambaridae. The record is from RefSeq and is a predicted model, not a curated record.
AUGAAUAUUCUCAGAUUAAGGUGGUCAAUAUUCCCGGGAGAGUGUGGUGAUCCCGCCCUUGGGGGACUCCCGCCCUGGGGACUCCUGCCCCUGGGGACUCCUGCCCCUGGGGACUCCUGCCCCUGGGGACUCCUGCCCCUGGGGACUCCUGCCCCUGGGGGACUCCCGCCCUGGGGACUCCUGCCCCUGGGGACUCCCGCCCCUGGGAACUCCCGCCCCUGGGGACUCCCGCCCCGGGGGACUCCCGCCCUGGGGACUCCUGCCCCUGGGGACUCCCGCCCCUGGGAACUCCCGCCCCUGGGGGACUCCUGCCCCUGGGGACGCCCGCCCUGGGGACUCCGGCCCCUGGGGACUCCCGCCCUGGGGACUCCUGCCCCUGGGGACUCCCGCCCUGGGGACUCCCGCCCCUGGGGACUCCCGCCCUGGGGACUCCCGCCCCUGGGGACUCCCGCCCCUGGGGACUCCCGCCCCUGGGGACUCCUGCCCCUGGGGACUCCCGCCCUGGGGACUCCUGCCCCUGGGGACUCCCGCCCCGGGGACUCCUGCCCCUGGGGACUCCCGCCCUGGGGACUCCUGCCCCUGGGGACUCCCGCCCUGGGGACUCCUGCCCCUGGGGACUCCCGCCCCUGGGUACUCCCGCCCCUGGGGACUCCUGCCCCUGGGGACUCCCGCCUUGGGGACUCCUGCCCCUGGGGACUCCCGCCCUGGGGACUCCUGCCCCUGGGGACUCCCGCCCUGGGGACUCCUGCCCCUGGGGACUCCUGCCCCUGGGGAACUCCCGCCCCUGAGGACUCCCGCCCUAGGGGACUCCUGCCCCUGGGGACUCCCGCCCUGGGGACUCCUGCCCCUGGGGACUCCCGCCCUGGGGACUCCUGCCCCUGGGGACUCCCGCCCUGGGGACUCCUGCCCCUGGGGACUCCCGCCCUGGGGACUCCUGCCCCUGGGGACUCCCGCCCCUGGGAACUCCCGCCCCUGGGGACUCCUGCCCCUGGGGACUCCCGCCCUGGGGACUCCUGCCCCUGGGGACUCCCGCCCUGGGGACUCCUGCCCCUGGGGACUCCCGCCCUGGGGACAGUUGUCUCAGGGGUGACCACUCCCCGGUAUCCGGCCACGCUCGGGUAA